Molecule: messenger RNA, 8903 nt
Organism: Haplochromis burtoni (Burton's mouthbrooder)
Lineage: Eukaryota; Metazoa; Chordata; Actinopteri; Cichliformes; Cichlidae
Gene: col13a1
Product: collagen, type XIII, alpha 1
Exons: 36
Coding region: 2393-4309 (638 amino acids)
Source: RefSeq, a predicted model, not a curated record
CAACACUCAUAUGACCCCAACAAGCAAGCACUUUGGUGACAAUGGGAAGGAAAAACUCCCUUUUAACAGGAAGAAACCUGCAGCAGAAAGCCUGCAGACUGCAGAGGUGUGGAGUUCAGGACAGAAGCCGUGAGAGGACGGAUGGUGACAAUGACUAGGUCUCUUAGCCAUGUGUGCAGCACCUCCAAUAGUCUGGGAUUCUCUGGGCACAUGUCAGAAAGAGUCUUUUGGAGUCUCACAUUCUCACAGUGCAGAAACUGCUCCAGCAGGCUGAUGUCUGAUGAUGAUGGUCAUCAUGUAGCUCUGUGUUGCAAGCAGGUUGCAGACCCAAAUGCAGAACUCAAGACCCAGAAGUGGACCAAAAAACUAGAGGUUCAUGAGAUAACAUGGGAAUAGAAACAGGUGGGAACACAACUGAAACUUGUGGUGGAAACAGGACAAAGGAAGCAAAAGUAAACACAGCUCCCACGAGACAAAUGACUAAUAGAAUACAGUAGAAAGUAACUAAAUGUGGAAUCAAAGAUGACAACCUGACAAACCACGGGAAACACAGAGGAACCACGAUAACUUAAACAAGGGGUAGAAUACAGUCAAUGUCAUGGUUUCUUGUAUUUGGUGUCAUUUUGUAUUAAGGUUUAUGUUUAAGCUUCAUUUUUCAUUCUUGGGUUUAUUCUGUGUUUUAGUUUCCCCUUGUCUCUUUGUUCUCUGUGUCCUUCUCUUGUGCGUGUCUUUGCCUGGGUCUCACAGUGUGUGUCACUUCCUGUUUUAUUUUGAAGCUACCUCAUCUCAUGUGUGACAAUCAGUUUUGCUUCUAUCCCAUUACUCAGAUUUGUUCCUGGUGUUUCCACCUGCUGCCCAUCCUCUCGUUAUCCCAUGUAUUUAAGUCUUCAGUUUGUCUCUGUUGUCACGUUGUCAGUCUUCCUGCCAUGUUUCCCCCCUGUGCUGUGUGCUUCAUGUUCUGUGGCUUAGUUUCCACACCAGGGGUUUAUUGGCCAGUACUUUCAGUUUGUAGCUUUCAGCAAUAAAGCUGUUUGAGUUCAUGUUCCAUCUCUGCAUUUUGGUCCGCCCAAAAAGCAGAACCACAAUAAGUAAAACCAAACACUAAACACAUGUGAAAACCAACAAAUCAUCACUAUCUAGAAUAAUUGCUUAACACUGAGAAAUUCACAUAACUCAACAUAAAGUGAAACAAGACAAAACACAGAUACUGGAACAGACAAAGCCUUUGAAUAUGGAUAUAAAGAGAAACAGUAUAACCUAAUGAUGGCCUCCUUUACUCUUUGGACCUUUUAUUAUUCUAGCACAAACACCUUUUCCCCCCCAAGUCUGUGUCAUUUAUCACAAAACACUGAGGGGAGAGUUCCCACAUGGCACUGCUUGUCAGUCAAUUGUCCAAUUGCUGUUGAGCCUCUGAAAAUUGUGGACUUUCUAUAGAAAUGGUGGUUACUCCUAAAGGCUUAAUGGUUUGUUUAACCUCUUGAAUUAAAGCGGAAACUCUCCACUUAAAAAACCCCAAACAGAAAUGAUGUUGCUUUUUGAGGGAAAAGAAAGAAAUAAAAGUUCAUAGAUGAUAUUGUCCUGGCUCAUGUUUGGUGUAAACUUGGAUUCUGUUGUUAUUUAAAGUUGUGGGUUGUGCAGCUUGAACUACUCUUAUGUGGACUGUGUCAGAAAACAGUUUGAGAACCACAGUUUCUGUUUUUCUCAUAGUUCACAGGCGACUGAGCGGGCACCAUGGAGCUUAUUGUGAACUGUAAAUCACUCCAAACUACUCUAGUGUGUUGCUAUAUAAUCUACCCUGGUGUGGCGAACUUGAAUCUGCACAGAACAAGUUCACAGAAGCUAGCAGAUCCUCUAAACGAGAUCAUUGCGGUGCGUUGUUUUGAGCAGCAGUCAGCGGGCACUCAGUAUACCCGCUGUGUGACUUUGCGUCCUGGCUUUGCGCACCUAAAAAUACCCCUGUCCAAGUACACGGAUCAAAGGGGGCAGCAACACUGGCGAAUCCCGCCCCGCCAUUUAACCUAAAACCUCUCAGAGGAGGAGCAUGCAGUGUGAGCAAAGAGCCGGCGACUUCCAGAGUUGUACAGAGGAGCGGGAGACUGGUUCGGGUUACAGGGACUGGCCUGUAGCACAUAGUGGGAUCGCUCUGAAGUAGCGAAUGGGACAAACGGAGCCGAACACAAAGGAGUAAGACAGCGGAAGACUCGGACACGGAAUGUUUCGGUUUUGAAGGUUUAUGUAAUUACUCAUAUGAGUGCAGCCAGAUUGGUAAAGAACGGCAGAGUUUACUCAGUAUAAAUAGCCUCCUGCAAAGUUACAGAUCGGCAGGAUUCUUUCUGCGCAACUGUACACCUGAUGAGCUUGGGGAUUGUUGGGUGCAUAGAGCCACACUCACAUGUCUGAAAUGGAACAGGAAAAGAAGUGGGGAGUCGCUGGUAAACCAGGUGAAAAGAGGCGCGUUGGCUUGAAGCAGCCGCUGUGGAGCGAUUUGUCUUGCGUGACGUUUUGCAUCGCGGUGUCCGUGCUGUCUGUUGGAGUUUGGAUCGUAGUGUUUGUGCGGACGUCGGAGCUGCAGUCCAGGAUAGUAAGUCUGGAACAGCAGCGGCUUUCUGCGUGGAUGCUGUCCGUGGAACAGGUGGAGCCCGUCAUCUUGGGUCGUCUCGACCAGAUCCUGGAAGAAAAGCUUGCAGCGCGACUACCAAAGACGCGGGAUGUGAGAGAAGUUUCCCACAGCUGCCUGUGUCCCCCAGGACCUCCAGGUCCUCCUGGACGAGCAGGCUUUCCGGGUGGCAAAGGAAGUAUGGGAAUUCCUGGGAGAAUGGGCUUAAAAGGACACGCAGGGGAGAAGGGAGCACCAGGUGAGCCUGGCCUGUCUAUCAUUGGACCAAGAGGACCUCCUGGACAACCUGGUACAAGAGGAUUUCCAGGAUUUCCAGGUCCAAUUGGGUUAGAUGGCAAGCCUGGACAGAGUGGACCAAAGGGAGACAUGGGACAGCGUGGUCCUAAAGGACACCCAGGGGAACCUGGACCUAAAGGGGAGAAGGGUAUCUGUGGCGAUUACACACAUCGGAUGUUGCCCAUCACCGUGCGCAACAUGCCCUCAAUAAGCCCUCUAAUAUUAAAACGCCUCAAGCAGGGCGAGCCUGGAAUACAGGGGCCUGCGGGACCUCCGGGGCCACCCGGUCCACCGGGAACACCGGGAUCGGAUGGGGCCAAUGGCCCACCGGGUAAACCUGGGGAGCCAGGCAAACCUGGAAAAGACCCAAGGCUCUUGCCUGGACUAAAGGGUGAGCCAGGUGUGCCAGGACAAAAGGGGGAUCGAGGUGAUGUUGGCCCAGCAGGCCCAAAGGGAGUUGGGGGAGACCAAGGAAAUAAGGGAGAGAAAGGAGAGCUGAACACUGGAGCCCCGGGAAUUAAAGGAGAGCCUGGUUCACCAGGACUGCCGGGACUAAGAGGACCCAGAGGGGAAGCAGGUCUUCAAGGCCCAGCUGGCCCAAGGGGUCUGCCAGGCCCGACUGGGGAGCCAGGAAGGGCUGAAAUCCAGUAUGAAAAUGAUAUCCGCAACAUCCCCCUGAUGGGCCCUCCUGGAUUACCUGGACCUCCAGGGACACCUGGAAUCCCUGGAGCCAAGGGUGAAGUUGGUCUACCAGGUCCACCAGGACUGGAUGGAGAGAAGGGACCUCGAGGGAAGCCUGGAGAACCUGGUCUCCUGGGCCCGGCAGGUCCUGAAGGUCCCAGAGGAGAGGGAGGUGUCAUGGGCUUUCCAGGACCCAAAGGCACCAAGGGUGACAUGGGUCCAUCUGGAUCACCUGGUCCAAAAGGUGAACCUGGAGAUGGAGGAAGGUUAGAAUCGAUCUAUGGUCCUCCAGGACCCCCAGGACCAGCUGGCCCAGCAGGACCACAAGGACCAUCGGGGCCUAAGGGAGAGCCAGGAAUUGGAAUCCGAGGAGAAAAGGGAGCGACGGGUCAGAAAGGCGACAAGGGAGACAGAGGCCAUCUUGGACUUCCUGGUCUAGUAGGACCUGCAGGUGUGCCAGGGCCAGCAGGACCAAAGGGAGAGACAGGUGAAAAGGGUGAUCCUGGAAUUCCAGGACCAACAGGGCCGCAAGGCAUCCCCGGAUUAGUAGGACCACAGGGACUCAAGGGAAAUCAGGGAGAGAGGGGCAAGAAAGGCAACAGGGGGGCCAAAGGGGAUAAGGGAGACCAAGGAGCACCUGGAUUAGAUGCCCCCUGUCCAUUGGGAGAUGAUGGUUUACCUGUACCUGGAUGUUGGAAUAAAGUACGUUUGUCACAGCAUUGUGUUUUUGCCUGACAUGCUAACUUCAUGGGGAACAUUGUGACCUAACAACUAACAUUUUGCCUUUUGUUUUUCCUUGCAGUGACGAUAACUUUGGAAUGGCUUGUGUGAUGUACAUAGGAUAUUUAUUUUUUUUACUUUUACUAUUCUAUUAUACAUGGAAAAAAUAAAUAUAUAUGGCAAUUUUGUACAUAUUGUUUAUUUUAAUAAAUAUGACGGUGUGUAUGUAAUGUUUUUUAUAUAUCUAUGCAUUGUUUUAUAUGAUUGGCUAAGAAAAAUGAUAAUGUGGCUGAAUUUGCAUUUUGUGAAGAGAAUAAUGCUCUUUAACUUAUUGCAUUAUGUUUUGCUCUGUUGUGAUAGACCAUGGUGCACUGGGAUGUGGGGCUGGCAACAUUUCUAAUUUAGCCUUGGAAAGUCUUGGUUGAACUCUCCUCUGACAAAGUGUUGAAAACUAUAAUAAUGAGAGCAAGCGCUGCAUAUAGACUAGUUUAAAUUUUACUAUAUGUUCACACAGGGACAGGAAGCUAUUUUAAAUGUGCACUUUGAAUUUUAGACUGUUGUGCUCAUAUUAAACCGAAGAACAUGAAGACAUAAGAGAUCAAUCUCAUGUUUGUCCAGUAACUACUAUACUGCAGUGUCACAUAUUCACUUCCAGCUUUCCUAGGCAUGCUGACCACCACAACUCACACUGUAGGGGAUACAGUGUGAGUAGAUACAAGCUGAAAAAAUGAUAAAUAACUCUAAAUAUGUUUUAUAUUUUAGAUCCCACCCCUUGCCUCGCUGAAAGCCCUGCAUACCCUUGGCCCUUGGCUCAAUGAACUUCAUGAUGUAGUCACCUGAAAUGGUUUCACUUCACAGGUGUGCCUUGUCAGGGUUCAUUUGUGGAAUUUCUUGCCUUCCUUAUAAGGUUGGGACCAUCGGUUGUGUUGUGCAGAAGUCAGGUUGGUGCAUGGCUGACAGCUCUAUUUGACAGAACCAAUCAGUUAAGUAAAGAGAAACAACAGUCCAUCAUUACUUUAAGAACUGAAGGUCAGUCAGUCCGGAACAUUGCUAAGACUCUGCAGUCGCAAAAACCAUCAAGUACUAUGAUGAAACUGGCUCACAUGAGGACCGCCCCAGGAAAGGCAGACCAAGAGUCCCCUCUACUGCUCGGGAAAGAAACACAAGGAAUGGACCAGUGGAAAUCUGUGCUUUUGUCUGAUGAGUCCAAAUUCAGGCACAAUGAACCCGCAUGGCUACCACAGCAUCCUGCAGUGACAUGCCAUCCCAUCAUUUAUUCUCUAACAGGACAAUGACCCCAAACACACCUCUAGGCUGUGUCAGAGCUAUUUGACCAAUAAGGAGAGUGAUGGAGUGCUGCACCAGAUGGCCUGGCCUCCACAGUCACCUGACCCAAACCCAGUGGAGAUGGUUUGGAAUGAGAUGGAGCACAGAGUGAAGGCAAAGAGGACCAACUAGUGCUCAGCAUCUCUGGGAACUCCUUCAAGACUGUUGGGAAACCAUUUCAGGUGACGACCUCAUGAAGCUCAUGGAGAGAACGGCAAGAGUGAGCAAAGCAGUAGUCAAAGCAAAGCGUGGCUGUUAGGAAGAAUCUACAAUAUAAAAAAAGUUUUAUUUAAUACUAUUUUGUUUACUAUAUAAUUCCAUAUUAUGUAGUAAACACAAAGGAGAGUGUAACUACCAUGAUGUCAGCCCGUGAGUUUUGACUCUGGGGAUACUGUAUUUGGAGUGUAAAAUUAUCAGCUAAUCCUAGCAAGUUUUGGUGGGAAGCUGCAUUUCGUGUCAGCAGUGUGCUGGCUUUUAGUGCUAAGUAAAGAACAUCAAUAAAAUAGAAUUUCACUCACCAAAACAGAAACAACAACUCUUGUAAUAUGUAACAAGCCAUACUGUUUGUUAGAACAAGCUGCUUCACUUGUUUUUUGCUGUGUAGGAUCUUAGUACCAUUAGCAAGAAUGCAAUGCAGCUGCCAUAUAUUUUAUUAACUGUAUGUUUCAAAUCAAAUUCUCUGCUUUCCUGCAUAUUAUACAUGUAGUUUCAUAUAGUUUAGAAGUGAGCUAAAUGAGAGAGAAGCUGUGUAUGGGACAAUUAACCUGCAGAAGUUGACUCAUGUUAUAAGAAGUUUAACAUUUUUAGAAGUUUAAAAAAGGGUGUACUCUAAAAGUAUUAUGUUAUUAAAUCGAGAAAAUAGCUGUUCUGUCUCUUGCAUACAUACUGCUACAGUAUGAAAAAGUAUUUGACCUCUUUGUGAUAUUUAUUUAUGUAUUUAUUUUCAUAUUUCUCUGUAGGCGUGAUCAGCCACAGUUGUCUGUAUCAGCACACAAAUCAAAGCAGCAACAACCAUUUGGAUAAGCCUUAUUUAUGUAAAUUGAAGUUUUUGUAACUGGCUCUAAGAUGUAAAAUUGGUCAUUUUAACAGUCGUUUUGUGGGGAAUGAUAAACCUUUAAGUCACAGUUUUUUGGCCGGUCUGUGUUGCCGUUCCUAUUCAGCUGAAGAGGUCGCCCAUUGCAUUAUAUCCAGACCAAACUUUGCAAAGUGAUGAGUUCAUCAGUUAGGAGAUCUAAACGUAGAGUGCUGUUAAACUGUUUUUAAGUUAUCCAGUAUUGCAAAGUGCUUUUAACACUUAUGUCAAGAAAGAGGGCAUCAACCAAGAUUUUGUAACAAUUUUAAUUCCAAGAAGAUUGAUCCUGUAAACUAAAUGUCCAAUUGCACAACAGGAAAGUAACAGCUCUGUGUUGCUGCUUUGUGUUAUUCCUCUACGUUUAGUUCAUUCUAAAUAGUUUUGUCAAAUUCUCCUGUUUUAUGACCCUUGGGUUCGGUAUCCUAGUGCCGUUUUUUUUGUAGUAUUCAGCCGAAACAUUGCCACUCUCAUUUAAGGCUGCUGCUGCUGCAAUCUCCUCAUAGUCUCAUCCUGUUAUGAAGAAAGCUGUAACCUUAUUGGACAAUGUACAUCCUUUUUUUUUAUUAUUAUCCACAAACACUUUUUGUAACAGCUGUUCUCAGUAACCUCAUUAACAACAGUGAGCGGAUGAAAUGAAUCCAUUAUAUGCUGCUGCUCUUUGACAAAGCUUUGUGUGUGUUGUGCUCUGCCUGGAUUUGAUGUUGCCAUUAGAGAUUAUUGUUGGAUCCUUCCCAGCAAAUAUUCAUUGUGUCAUUUUGCUGCACCUAAAUUAACUUAGUCACCAGUUAGCCUUGUUUUUGCUCUGAUAUUUAUCAUGCAUACUUGUGCUCAGAUAUUUAAAAUAUUUAUUUUGUUCAGUGACAAUCAUAAUUAAGUUUACAUUUAUAAUGAUUUGGACUAAAAAUAAUUUAAGUGUACCCAUUAGUUACAGAGUAUCACAAUCCAAAUGGUAGACCCUGUUUAAUCUGCGCUCUAGAGGAUUGCAUUGUUUUAUGUUGUGAGGUUGUUGUUAUGUCAUUAACUUCAGUGCAAUCCAGGUUUGAAGAGGUUUAAAACUGUAUGUUAAUAAAAUACAUGGCAUUUUUUACUCAAAUUCUAUGCUGUCCUACAUAUUAUAAAUGUAGAUUAGUAUAGUUAUCAUCACAGACGGUAAAGAACCAGCCGCUGCACUUGUUUUUCCUGUAAUGUUUGACACAGGUUAAAGGUAGCCCUUUGCCAGUAAAAUAGGGAAAACUGCGUGAGCAAAAAAACAAACGGUAUACUCUAAAAGUAUUCAAUUAUUCAAUCCAAAAAAUUAGCUUUUCUACACUCUUACAUACACAGUACUGUGAACAAGUAUUUGCAUCAAGGUAUAUUUUGUAUAGAACUACAAAUGUUUAUGUCAUCAAGUGUUUGCAUUGACAUGAGUCAUAUUUAAUGCACGUUGGGCUCAGUGCAGAUAUACACUAAAUUGCCAAAAGUAUUUGCUCCACUGCCUACACACACAUAUAUAUGACCUUGAGUGACAUCCCGUUUGUGGCGGGUGGGAUUUGUGGUGUGGCUGCGGGGGAGACCGAUACACUCGAGCUCAAUCAGGUCAUCAUGCCUCCUCUGCAUAAAAGACAAAUGAACUGGGUCCUGACGUUGUUGUCGUGCAGCUGCAAAAUUGCAGCCGAGUGUACAGAGAACAAGCAACCAGAAUAAAAGAGUGUGUGAAAAGUGUUAAGAUGUGGUCGAGUUCGUUGUUCCCAUGCCACAACAUUUUUAAUCCAUAGGGUUUAAUAUGAUGCUUGCUAGCUUCUGCAGCUAAACAGCUUCAACUCUUCUGGGAAGGCUUUCCACAAGGAUAAGAUGUGUGUUUAUAUGAGUUUGUGAUCAUUCUACACAGAAGUGCAUGUGUGAGAUCAGACACUGACAUUGCGGUCUUGCAUUUGAGUUCACUGUCUCUGCUGUAAUUCAUCCCAGUGUUGUUCCAUCGGCUUGAGGUCAGGACUUACUUUGUAAACUGGUGUGCAGUCAUGUUGAAACAAGAAGGGGCCAUCUCCCAACAAUUCCCACAAAGUUAGGAUAAUUAAAUUGUCCAGAAUCUUUUGGUAUACAGUGGUUCCUCGUUUAUCGCGGGAGUUACAUUCUUAAAAUAACCCGCCAUAGGUGAAAUCCGCGAAGUAGCCAACUUUAUUUUUUACAAUUAUUAUAGAUGUUUUUAAGGCUGUAAAACCCCUCACUACACAC